Vigna umbellata (rice bean) is the source of this 1152-nucleotide messenger RNA. It is a transcript of the gene SPX4, whose product is annotated as SPX domain-containing protein 4. Gene Ontology annotation, biological process: cellular response to phosphate starvation. Lineage: Eukaryota; Viridiplantae; Streptophyta; Magnoliopsida; Fabales; Fabaceae. The record is from RefSeq and is a predicted model, not a curated record.
ACUCAUCAUACAACAAAACUAUAUUUUCACCAAUCCCAUCUUAUUUAGGUAUGCAACAAUCUCAAACCAAAAUCCGAUUUUGGAAUCUUGAAGUGUGAUCACUCGCAAUCAGCAGCAAUGAAGUUUGGGAAAGAGUUCAAGACCCAUUUGGAAGAAACCAUCCCUGAGUGGAGGGAUAAGUUCCUCUGUUAUAAACCAUUGAAGAAACUCCUGAAUCACCACCUUCCUUCAACCACUACCACCGCCACCACCACCCCCAUCAAUCUCCCUCUUCAUCUUCUCCAACAACCCUCUUCCCCACAACUCCUGCAGGCUUGGUUUGUCAGGAUUCUCAAUGAAGAGCUUGAAAAGUUCAAUGAUUUCUAUGUGGACAAAGAGGAAGAGUUUGUUAUCCGCUUUCAGGAGCUGAAAGAGAGAAUCGAGCGUCUUAAAGAUAAAAGCAGCCACAGUGAAAUGUACACAUCUGACUGUGAAUUCAGUGAAGAAAUGAUGGACAUCAGAAAGGACUUGGUUACCAUCCAUGGAGAAAUGGUGCUCCUAAAAAACUACAGUUCUUUAAACUUUGCAGGACUAAUUAAAAUUUUGAAGAAGUAUGAUAAAAGAACUGGUGGGUUGUUGCGUCUGCCUUUUACACAAUUUGUUCUUCGUCAACCUUUUUUCACCACUGAACCCCUCACAAGACUAGUUCAUGAAUGUGAGGAAAAUCUAGAACUUCUCUUUCCCCUACAAGCAGAAGUAAUCCAAUCUUCUCCCCCUCCAGAAAAUCCGGCUAGACCGCCGGCAGAUGGCGCGACAAAUGCCUUACCUGAGGCAUCCUCAACUCUUGGGGAGGAAACCAUGUACAUAUAUCGUAGCACUCUUGCUGCUAUGAGAGCCAUAAAGGGUCUUCAGAAAGCAAGCUCCACUUCCAAUCCAUUUUCCUUUUCUUCCCUCUUUAGCAACCAAGAUGGUGAUGGCACCGGUGCUGUAACAGCUGAAAACUCGGCAGCAAAUUCUCCGGCGACCUUGCCGAAUGAAGCCAACACUGGCAAAGAGGGAGCCAAUUCUGUGUAGGAUAAGUUUUCUUUUAUGGUUGCUUCUUGUAUCUUCUUUUGAAUUGCUUUUUCAACCUUGUUAGUUCAAACUAAAUUAAAUGACAUCUUUCUAUUCGUA